GUAUAUCACGGCAUAAGUCUUUCAUGACAGUUAUGAGUUAACCCCAAAUAUCCACGGUAGAUGCCAUGCUUUAGGCACAAAAAUCAAGGGUUUUUAAGUAAUGAUUUCUGCUUAUAAAAAUUUCUUUGUAUUAAAUUCAAUUAGGAAAAGCAAUGUUUGCCAACUUGCGAUCAAGAGGAUCGGCACUAAAGUUACUUCCAUAAACGACACCACAUCACCACUACCCCAGGCCGCAUUAAAGAGCCGCAUCAUACCCGUCCCAGAAAUGGCCCCAACUGUGGAUAAGUCCCAGUAUGUGUUGCCUAUGGAUCAGCCAUUUGUCCGCCUUGAAAUCGAAGGGGCCUUCAAUGGAUUGUCUGAUCAGGAAAGGGUUUAUGCCCAUCAUAUUAGUAAGGCAUCAUGGGCCGGAGGUCUUGUAACUCUUUUACAGACCAGUCCGGAAUCUGCUCCAAUCUUUGUUCUCCUACAUAAACUGUUUUCUGCACCAAAGUUUAAAUGUGAGGAGUUCCUUGAAAAUGCCUUAAAGGCUGGCUUUACUAAUGAGGAAGUUAAAGCCUUUUAUAUUUAUGCGGCUGGAGUGUUUGCUAAUGCAGGAAAUUAUAAGGGGUUCGGCGAUACCAAAAUUGUUCCAAAUAUUGAGAAGGAACGCCUCGAACAACUGUUAGCCUUAAGCCCCAUAUGGACUGAAUUAAAACCUAUAUGGGACCAAGUGAAAGAUGUCAUUUAUGAUUUAGGACCAGGCAAAACUUGUUUAGGGUUUAAUCCUGAGGGUGUAACAACAUACCUGUCAAAAAACGUAACUAUUGAUGAUACCCUAAUAGUACAAAACUGGCUAAAAAGUAAAAAUAUGGAGUGCUACAACACCAGACUGUUUAAAACAGAAAAAGAGGGCAAAGUUAUUUAUGAAAUUCGUAUGGCCUCGGAGGAAAAAAGGGCCCCACAAGUGUUCCAAGAAGGCAACAUAACCUACAAUAUCACUUACGGGGAUUAUAGCCCCCUGAUGGGACUGGUAGCCAAAAAUCUGGAAGCGGCAGUGCCUCAUGCUGCCAACGACACGGAAAAGGAAAUGCUGAAGAGUUAUGUCAGUAGUUUCAAAGGGGGCGACUUGGAGGACCAUAAGACCGGUUCGAGGUACUGGAUUAAAGAUAAGAGUCCUGCGGUGGAGAAUUAUAUUGGGUUCAUAGAAACUUACAGGGAUCCUGCCGGGACUAGGGGGGAGUUUGAAGGAUUUGUAGCGGCAGUAAACAGGCAAAUGUCCGAAAAAUUCACCAGCCUAGUAACAAACGCGGAAACCUUCCUAAACCUCUUACCGUGGAACAAAGACUUCGAGAAGGACACCUUUUUGAAACCGGACUUUACCUCCUUGGACGUACUGACGUUCGCUGGCAGUGGUAUUCCCGCGGGAAUUAACAUUCCAAACUACGAUUCGAUCAGGCAAACGGAGGGUUUCAAGAACGUCUCGUUGGGCAACGUGAUCCCGGCCAGCUACCAACAGUCGGUCACCCCGUUUUUAAGCAAAGAAGACGCGGAUUUGUUGCAAAAAUGGCGGGUACCGGCAUUCGAACUUCAAGUGGGGCUUCACGAACUGUUAGGCCACGGAUCUGGCAAAUUGCUAAGAAAAGAAGCGGAUGGCACCGCGAACUUCCCCGACACCCUUUUGGAUCCAUUUACAGGUAAACCCCCGGCCACGUGGUACAAACCGGGUGAUACGUACGACACCCAAUUCGGACCUCUCGGUUCGACUUACGAAGAAUGCAGAGCGGAAGCGGUCGGGCUCUAUCUCAGUUUAGAACCGGAGGUUUUAAAGAUUUUCGGACACGAGGGCGCCCAAGCGGAAGAAGUGACGUACGUCAAUUGGCUGUCGUUGGUUUGGGCCGGUGCCGGCAGGGGGCUGGAGUCUUGGGAACCGGGCAGAGGAUGGCUGCAAGCCCACGCGCAGGCGAGAUUCGUGCUGUCCCGUGUCCUAAUCCAAGCCGGGGUGGUAAAAGUGACCCAACCGAACGACGACGAUCUCCUGAUCACGUUGGACAGAUCGGCCAUACGUGGGGCGGGCCGUUGCGCCAUCGGACGGUUCCUUUUAGAACUGCAAGUGCUGAAAGCGACAGCCAACGUAUCAGCCGCGGAAAAACUGUACAACCAUUACGCGGAAGUGACCGAACCGUGGCUCAGUUGGAGAUCGAUCGUUUUAGCGAAGAAACAGCCGAGGAAAAUCUUCAUUCAGGCCAACACCGAGUUGGGGGAAAACGGUAAAGUGAAGUUGAAACAUUACGAGGCGAGUGUCGAAGGAUUGAUCCGGUCUUGGGUGGAGCGGUUCGAUAAUGCGCCGUUUAUUUACGAGGCUCUGUUGGAACAAACGAGGAUCAAUGCGGAACAUUUUUAAGCGCCUUUAAAUGCCUACUUUUGUAUUUUUUAAUUAUUAUUAAUAAUAAUACUUGUGAUGCGUAAAUGUUUAUAGCAAUUAUACAAUAUAAUGUGAGAAAAAUAAACUGAUUUUUAGAAAAA
This is a messenger RNA of Anthonomus grandis grandis, 2502 nucleotides long. It is a transcript of the gene DppIII, whose product is annotated as dipeptidyl peptidase 3. Gene Ontology annotation, molecular function: dipeptidyl-peptidase activity; metalloexopeptidase activity. The transcript is spliced from 12 exons. The record is from RefSeq and is a predicted model, not a curated record. Gene Ontology annotation, cellular component: cytoplasm. The coding region runs from base 101 to 2380 and encodes 759 amino acids. Gene Ontology annotation, biological process: proteolysis. Lineage: Eukaryota; Metazoa; Arthropoda; Insecta; Coleoptera; Curculionidae.